Molecule: messenger RNA, 2938 nt
Organism: Malaya genurostris
Lineage: Eukaryota; Metazoa; Arthropoda; Insecta; Diptera; Culicidae
Exons: 3
Coding region: 290-2755 (821 amino acids)
Source: RefSeq, a predicted model, not a curated record
UUAACGCGCAUAGCACGCCUAUCUCUUAAUGUAGCGCCUGUGCAUAUUUACUUCGCAUUACUAUCAAAGUAACUUUAUUUAAAAUAAAACAAACUUCUCAAAUCUACAAUUUUCCAAACGUGUUCGCAAUCAUUCUGUUUAAUUGAAAUAAAUAAAUACAAAAGGAAUGUACUGAAUUCAACCUAUGUAAUGUGCUAGGUCUUACUGAAAACUACGAUGGUGUACGUAGCAACGACUGAGUCACAUAUACUUCUUUAAAAAACGGUGCCUAGCAAAGCACUCUAAUAAGAUGCAAGUGUUGAUAGUUCUAGUACUAUUCUGUAUAGCAAAAAAUCUCUCCCUCAACACGGACCAAAAUAUCAAUGUAAUAUCCAAUAACACAAGGGCCACAAUAAGAAGAAAUUCAUCAGGACGCCCACGAAUCAUUAAGCAUUUGAUUGGUGAAGAAGUGGUUUUCGACUCGGACUUGUACCAAAGACUCAGAAAAAAUCUUAAAAACUCAAAUUCCUCUGAAUACAACUACUAUAAAAACAAUGUAUCAUGGAAUCCCUCUAAUGUAAAUACUGGACUAAAAAAAGCAAAUAUCAGUGAUAAUAAGAAAAUAGAAAAUGGAAAGACAUUAGCUGAUCAAGUAGUUGAAGGUAAAUAUGGGCUGAUUCAUAACGAGUUAUUUAGAACAACUCCACAUAGACCAGGCGUCCUGAGUUACAUACAUAAUAUAGAAAUUCCACAAGAUGAUGCUGCAAACUUUGGUGGCUUGAAUAAAAAGGAGAUAUGGCUUUCUGAAGGUCAUUUGUUGGUUUUGAAUGGAGGCAGAGUUAAUGAACACUUUAAUGGCUCUAAAUGGAAAGCUAUAGACUCUUUUAGUGCACCUUUGAGACAAGUGAAAAUCCCAUUGAAUCCAAAAAUACCUCCACCAUUCCCAAUACAACUCACAGAUGAUGGACCGAUACAUUUUGUUGGACGAAUUCAAAUUCCUUUUUGCAGUCAGUUUCUAAAUGAUUCUCUAUGUGUUUUCCCUAAUGAUGUUACACAAGGAAAUAAUUUUAGUGCGACAAACUCAACAAAAUCGAACAAAACAAAAAAAAAUGAGGUAAUUUUUGAUGGAUAUAGAUAUCCUGCACCACAAUCUUUUCUUGUCAACCAAAUGAAUAGAACUUUUUUUAACCCUUUUCCAAAUGCAUCAUUCCAACCCUUUUCGGGUUCUAUAGAAAAUACAAAUAAAUCAGAUGUGGAUGAGGACAACCUCUCCCUAUAUUACCCACCGCCGUAUAGUUUUGAGUACAAAAAUAAUUACAGUAAUCCAGUAUUACCCGGCCCUUUAGUUCCAGGAAUCAUAUUACCUCCUCCACCAAACUUUUUUGGACGAUUAGAUACAAAUACACAUGAUACUCCAGAAGAUACCAAUAACGCAGUCUUGAAAGAUUAUCUAAAAAAUCUUACUGUUAUGAAACAUAUAAUACCUUUCACCAACAAGAUUGAGAAUAAAUCCAUUGCAUCAAAUGUAUUAAAUAGAAAACCCAUAAUAAAAGAUACAAAUAAUACAGUUGAAAUUAAAACCUUAAAAACCAAAAAUUCUACUGUUCUACAGACUAUUCGUGAAAACACGAACAUUAACUAUAGUGAAAAACGAACCACAUUGAAUAUACCGUCUACUCGAACACAACCUGAUAAAACAAAAAAAUAUUCAUCGUUUUCCAUGCCACAAAACCCAAAAAAAAUGAAAAGUAACACAGUAUACUAUGAAUAUUUUGAUUCUAGUAAUCGAACACAACAAAAAAAUGGAGAUUAUUCGUCAACUACACUAAGUCCAUCCUUAGCCACAAUCGCCUAUGAAAUGCUUUCUCUUAAGUUGCAUGCAAAUAAUUCAUCUUCAAAUAUAAAACGUCCUUCUUCAUAUUUUUCCAAUACAUAUGAAAAUACACCCUACAUUGUAUAUAAUGAAAAUAAUCAGUUCGGUCAUUCGACAGAAUUUAAUAAAGAAAUUGAGACGAUUCGAAAAACGUUGCAUUAUUUUGAUACUACAAUACCUUCUUGCAAGUCAAAAUACAAAUCGAAUUUUAAAUCAACUGCUCUAUCGCAAAUACAGCCAAUUUAUGCUAACGUGAAUCCUACCGAUUAUCGACGAACGGUAAAUGACGAUUUCAAAUUGAGAGAUCCAAAUGUGCAAUUUUACGAUGCAACUUCAAUUUUUACUAGAAAAAAAGAGCAUUCUUUCAAUUCACAAAUGAUACAAAAGCUAAAUAAGGUUGGUAGUGUUAAUAUUGAAGAUCAAUAUAUCAACUCGAAAACAGAAAACGAGAAUCCUCAUGUCUAUUAUACGGUAAUUACGAAUUCUAAACUAAAUCAUUUUGAAACCCCAAAUUUGUAUAGCCUUAAGCAAUUCAAUGACCACGUAGUGUCUAAUCCACGCAUAUACAAUAAUGGAGCUAGUGGAUAUCAUCAACAACUGUAUUUAACUAGUAGGAGUCCUCUUCAAACAAGUUCAGUAUAUUCAAAAGCAUCUGUGUCUCCAAAUUAUCAGUUUGAUCGGCAUUAUAUUCUCCCGCAGACAUUCAAACAAACAACGAAUUAUUCACCAAAAAAUCAACAGCAUACGACGGUACCAUAUUUAGGAGAAAAUAUAUUUGUGAAUUAUAGACAUUCGUUUCCUGUUUUUAAUUCUGAUAGUGAGAUAUAUAGAUAUAAUGGCAUGAAAUCCUAUAUUCAAUAUCAGCAUACAAUUGAAGAUAAGAAUGUCUUUAAUCGUUCAUGAUGCAGGGAAUCUACUGCUGUAGGACACAUAGCGUCUAAAUAGGACACUCAGCAUCAAAUCAAAAUAAGCCAACUGUCAGGAGACUUACUGAUUGUGAUAAUAUGCAGUUGUUGAGCUGUGAUCCCUUUUCAUCUGAAAACAAUUUGAAAGCCAAUGUUGAAGAAUAUAAAUUCUACAUAUGUA